Messenger RNA from Taeniopygia guttata (zebra finch), 6061 nucleotides. NCBI's taxonomy places the organism in Eukaryota, Metazoa, Chordata, Aves, Passeriformes, Estrildidae. The record is from RefSeq and is a predicted model, not a curated record.
CGGGCGGGCCCGCGGAGCGGUUCCGGGGCAGGCGGCGCCGGCCCGGGAUGAGCUCGGAGCGGGGGAACGUGUCGCGCACGCGGCCGCAGCGCCACCAGAACGCGCACGCCUUCAGGAACGACAAGUACGACACCAGCGCCCGGCGCAAGAAAAUAAAUGCUAAGCUUCAUGAUGGAGUGUGUCAGCAUUGCAAAGGUAUCUUGGAGUGGCGAGUAAAAUUCAGGAAGUACAAACUACUGACAAAACCUAAAAAGUGUGUGAAAUGCCUCCAGAAGACUGUAAAAGAUCCUUAUCAUAUUAUUUGUCGACCAUGUGCUGGUAAACUAGAAAUCUGUGCUAAGUGUGGGAAACAAGAAGAAAUAGUGAUUCCGAUUGAUAAAGGACAAGACAGGACUGACAGUGACACUUCUAAAAAUGGCCGAGAGAGCAGUAAAUUGAAGGAUGAGCUGGAUUUUGAAACAAAUUUCAGUAGUGCAGAUAGUGAUGAAGACUCUGAUGUGCUUGAAGAACAAUUUAAAACUAUGAAUUUUGAAACAACAGAGAUCUAAAAGAAUUCAGAUAUUCAUCUGGGUCUGGUGUGGUUUUCUCUGAUAUGAAAAGACUUACACAGUGGAGUGAUGCUUAUAGAGUUACUCCCUUCCCAUUUUCUCUUCUGCUGUUUAUUAAUCUGUACAAAGAACUUAACUGAAGUUGCAGUAACUGUCUUUACAGGAUUUAGAAUGAUUUGAUUUCUUUUGUACUGUCUUCUUGGUCUUUACAUUUAACUAACAGUGUAUAUAUGUACAUUAAUCUAUGACAAUAUGCUGUGUCACAUCUGCUUUGGUGCUUUGCCUGAUUUGCAAUAGUGAGCAUGGAAAAACUUGAUUAUCAAACUACAUUUUUCAAAUGCUGUGUGAGGAAAUUCAGCUCUGAGUUUGAUGCCCAUCCCUGCCUUGGAAUGAAGGAAAUACUCAAACUUAAUCCUCUGGGUGCAAAUAGGCACCCGAUGUCUGUCCUGUCAAGCUGGAAAACAAGAAGUGUUCAGUGGCAGAAAAUGAGGUUGUCAGGUAUGUUCAGAAGUAUUGGAUCUGAAGGUUAUCUGAAGGUUUCACUGGCAGAUAAGUCCUCCCAACAGCACAGCAAUGACAUCUGACUUAAUGUCACAUCUGUUGUCCUGCCAGUUGUUGUCAAUAAGGGCAGAGUAAACAAGGAAUAUCCCAUGCACACACUGCAGAUGAUCAGGUAGGAGGGUGCAUAGAAGGAAGUUAAUAAGUAAUCUGGAUUUAACUUCAGAAGGGGUCUCUCUGAAGGGGUAACCAAAGGUGAACUUGGAUUUUGAAAGUGCCAUACAUAUGGGAAAUGUUCUUCCACUUGGAAAAAUUUUUAAUGGCCUUGUUCUUUGUUGAAAGGUGAGAGGAAAUCCUGGAAUGACAGAAAAACAUGUGAUGGAACUGGCAGAAGCUGUAUAAUGAGAAAAUAAGGGGAAGAAUUCUCUUCUUAUAGUGGUAACACAACCUGUCAGUACCAGGAGUGAGCAGAGUGACAGAGAUAAACAAUGUGUUGCAACACAGUGCAAAAAUGUUUGUACAAAGGGAAAGUCCUCUGAAGUCUUCACAUCGCACUCCUGAUGCUCUGUUCAGAGCUGGUACUAUAACGUGAGAGAGAGCGACAGUGAGAGAGAGAGGGAGCAGGAGAGGAUGCCAAGAGCAAGUCUGGUCCCUGGGCACACCUUAUCAGGGGCCUUCAGAAUGGGCGUGGAAUAAGACUUGGGCCAAAGGGAUUUCAGAUACCUGAUGCUUCAGGGCAAGGUUACAGAUGUGGGAUAGGCCAUACAUUUUAUGGGGUGAGACAAAACAUUCCAUUUGACCCUUGGACCUGUCUGUAGGUGAGGGCAUUGUUCAAUCAAAGGGGGGAUUGCCUUCAACUGGCUCUACUAUUGUUUUCUAGUUGUUUAGUGACUAAGGUUUGGUAUCUCAAAGCUUGUUCUCAUUUCAAUCUCACUUAUAGUUUUUGUAUGUUCCAAAUCUUUUGCCAGGCAACCAUAUUUAUAAGGCUUUCCUAUUUCAUCUUCCCCAGCAGAAAAUUUUUGACAAUUCUUUCACAAAUAUUAAUGAAUUUGUGUCUCUAAACAAGAGGAAAUAAAAAUUCCACAGUGCCUGCAGGAUAUUGAUAUGCAGUUCAAACAGUAUGACUGAUCGGAGGUUUCAGGAUUUGUCUGAACCUUGCAGUGCCUCACCAAAUACAUUACUGAAGAAGAAAAUGAUAGGUGUUAAUUAGUCAUCUGAAGAAUACUUGAUGCAUCACUGGUGAUGCAGUGAUGUCGCUGACAGUUGAGUUCCUAUUACCAGGUUGCCCUUAGGAGUGUCAUUUGGCAUGACUCAACACUGAAAUAAUUAAUUAGGUAGUGGACUGCCAGUAUGUGUGAGGCAGGCAUGCCAGAUGAUUCUUACUCCACAAGGGGAAAUGCUCAUCAUAGCUGGAGCUGCCAGAACUCAACAUGCUUGACUUACACAUUUCUGGGAAUCAAAUUCCUGUGUCAAGGAUUUCUUGAGACAACCUGGAUUCAUUGCAGUAUGAGGAGAGCCUGAUGUGGACACAGUGCUACCUCCUAAGAUAAUUCCUUUACAAUCUUCUCUGUCAAAAUUCACAGGCAUCUCUGAGGCAUCCUAUCAUCAAAUGUUUUGAAGGAUCAGGUAAUGCAAAAAACAUUGCCCCAUGAUUUACUUCCAGUUUUGCAUGGGCUGUGCUCUUCUAUUCUUCUUUUGGCUACUGAUUAAUGUGUAUUCCUCCAAAAUACUGUAGUAAUACUGGCCUCUGAAGGUUUAUAGAACUACCAGUUAAUUAAGAAAAGUACAGCUUGCUUUCUCCCUAUAAUGGGCAUGUACUUGGAUGUUGAGAUGUAAAUCAUAGCAUUAGCAAGGAAAAUACAAGAAAAUAUAGCAGGUCAUCAAAUGUGAGCCACCUUGUAAACCUCUAGCUCUAUAAUUAUGUAUGUUUUCUUUGUUUAGGAGUUCUCAUAAGUAAAUGUAUGCUGGUAGAAAAUGCAAAACUAAGUGCUUAUUGGAAGCAUCACCCUGGCUUGCAGAGUUAAUGAGGAAAGCUUUGUAAGUGACAGGAAGAGAUGCUUUUCUUUAUCAGAUGUUUGGGGAGCUGCUCAUGCAAACUACUGGGUCACUUAUUUCUCCUGCCUACCUUUCAUCUGAAAGCUAAUACAAUUCAAAACUCUUGGUGAAAAAGAAGGUAUGAACUCUGCAUACAUACUCAUUACAUGCAGUGAGUUUGUAGGUAGGAUUCCUAAUCUUUGAAACAGUUGAAGUGAGAUCUUUCUGUAGCUUAACAAUACAUUUGUAGACAAAUUACCUGUAACAGACUAGAAAGAAAAUAUUUUACUUGUUUGAAGUAGCAGACUUUUCUGCUGGAGCCCCUAAAAAUAGUUAAGAUGAAAUCACAUUAAAAUUAUAUCUUUUUUUUCUGAAGGCAAUAAGAAAAUAUAUAUUUGUAGUAAUAGGGGUAAUACUUAUAAUUCAGUCACCAAUAAUAAUUUGAGGACAUGAAGAUAGGCGCCAAAGGCAUUAAGAUUUUACCUGAAAAAUCUCUCCUUGCAUUUUUCCGCUGACAUAACUUCAGAAACCCAAAUUGAAAGGAUCAGAUGAAUUCUUAUAAGUGCUUUGAAAACAGCACAAAUAGUUUAAUAAUUUGCUUUUAAACUGCAACUGAGAAGAUCAUGUUUUUAUUCAAAAACAAAACAAAAGAAGGUUUAUGCCUGUUACCAAAUGGCAGCACUCACUUGAAAUCUCUCUUUUAAGGACAUCUUGCAUUUUGGGGCCUCAAGAUGGUAGUAUCUCUUUUACUUGCACUUGACUUGCAAUUUAUAUAAGCUUAUAUGAGCAAUAUGACACAAUGUGUCAAAAGUAUCCACAGUUUAAUUAUUCUGAAACAUUCCAACAAUGAAACUUGUAGCAUUUAUCGAAUUAGGUGUAGUGGCAAAGCUACGUGUGUAACAGAUCUGUUUUUCAUUCUAGGAUCUCCUGACUACUAUGUUCCUUUUGGGAUUAUUUCGUAUCCUUUUCUCUCAGCCGUUGCACUCUGGAAGUGUCUAUCUGGCAGGAGAGCUGUACAGCCUCUGACCCUCAGCAGCAAUGUAUUGCUCCGGGUAAUUCCCAUUAAAAAGGAACAGAAUUUAUGCCAGAACAGUAAAACAAAGUGCUCUGCUUUGUGGGUCCACCUUGGAGAUGCACUGUGUGGGCUUCAUCAGACACAGGGGAAAAUGGUUAGAUCAGCUUCUCAGAAAGACUAACCCUGUAGCACCCAUUCUACUCAAACCUUGCUGUGCAAACCCAAACAAAAUACACUUGUGAGGUGUAUGUGAAGUGAAAUAAAGUGGUGGGUCUUGCCAGGAAAAGAUGAAAAGGCACUACAGUAUUUUUUAUAGUAUUGGAGAAAUGCAGAAUAAUCCCAAACCCUCCAUAUCCAAGGAAAAAUUAGCCCCAUAAAACCAGACGACUUUUAUUCUUUUAAGGAACAGCAGGUUUACUAUUACUUACGUGACAAAGAUUUUAAAAGUCUCUCUAGAAAUGGCUAAUAUCUCAUUCUCCAAAGAAAAUAACUCUUCAGUAGCAGCUUAGUCUUUCUAACAAUAAGUUAGUGAUGGAACCUUCCAAAAUGGAACAAGGUUUACCUGCAUUACUUAGAGAAAAGUUAUAAUACAAUCUUAUGUUAUAAAACUAAUCUUGUAUUUUAAAAAGAUCACAAGGAAUUUGCCUAGAAAAUACCUAGUGAGACUCAAGUUGUAUUUCCACAAUCUUCCCAUUUUAGGAAAUGGUUGCCUUAAGGUUUAAGGCAUACCAAAACUAUGCAGUGGCCAGAACCUCAGAGCUAUGGUUUUCACUGUGUUUCAGCCAGAAAUUUUCCUUUAUUUCCAGUUUUUGUACAAUCCUGAGUUGCAUUUGGGUAUUAAUAAUUCUGACAUUAUGAAUUCUCCUUUCGAGAAAGAAUUGCAUUUUGGAUCACCACACCUAACUAGUUGCUUCUUUCUCAUUCUCAUUACUGCACCUAAGGUCUACAGAGACCAAGUACAGGUACUGGCUAUCUAUGUUACUUCAAAAAAUCACAUCAGUAACUGGCUGGUUGUAAACAAUCCACCCCCCAACCCCCACCCCCCUCCCCCAAAAAAGAACCAAAACAAAACAAAAAACCCACCAAAAAAAACCCAUUAAACUCAAAAACAAAAUGAAAAAUCCAAACAAAAACAAUAACAAACAAAACAAUCACAACACUAUAUCCCCCCCCCCUCCCCCGUAGCACUUACCCAGGACACUCUCAGAAUGAGUCCUGUUGGGCGUUCUUGUCCCUUGCCACUAACGUGUGCCAUUAAUGAGAACAGUGUAUGGUUCUAGAGGAAGGGUAAUGCAUAUGCUUUAGUCUUUAAAUGGAGAGAAGGGCCUCUGUCAUAUACCUGAUGGUGUCAAGCAGGGUUGUCCAGCCAUGUUUGUCCAAAAUGGCAUUUAGAGGCAGAGGGUGGGGGGAAGGAUGGAAGAAGGGGAAGAUGGUGUGGCAGGAAACACCUAGUGAGUAUGGAAGUACAGAAGUUCACAUAGCCUGUACCUGCCUCUCUUCAUCUCUGCGAUCUUCAGCUGUCACUGUAGUGUGCAUGGAAGUAAGACCAAAUAAUACACCUAAAACUUUCCUGUAAUCAGCUGACAAGUUGCUGCUGUCUUGCAGCCUGUCAGCUGAGGUUUUUGCAGGUUCCAAGGAAUGAAAUACAUUGUUACUGUUUGAGACAGCUUAACUUUUGUUGAAAUGAAAGCAAUUUAAAGGAGACAUUACAACGGACAGUAAUUACUGUUUGGUACUUCUCCUGGGGCCUGAAUGGAAAUUAUUUAAAAAUACUGAUUCCGAUUAAGAAUCCCACUCAUAGAACUGAAGCUAGACCUUCACAGUGACAAAACACAGUUAUCACUACUUUACCUUUGUAAUUUGAGAAACCUUUCAGUGAGAUUUCGUUUGGGUUUUUUGUUUGAGAUUUUUUUGAGGUGUGUGGGGGUUGUUUUGGUAUUCUUAACAUUAAAGCAUUUUACCAUUA